Sinocyclocheilus rhinocerous is the source of this 1263-nucleotide messenger RNA. RefSeq names its product renin-like. Lineage: Eukaryota; Metazoa; Chordata; Actinopteri; Cypriniformes; Cyprinidae. The record is from RefSeq and is a predicted model, not a curated record. Gene Ontology annotation, molecular function: aspartic-type endopeptidase activity. Gene Ontology annotation, biological process: angiotensin maturation. The transcript is spliced from 9 exons. The coding region runs from base 1 to 1188 and encodes 395 amino acids.
AUGAAAGUGCACUGCUUGGCUCUUCUGGUUUUGUCACUCUCAGCGACAAGUGUACAGGCCUUAUGGAGGGUAAAACUGAAGAAAAUGCCCUCCAUACGAGAAAACCUGAAGGAAAUGGGUGUCACACCAGCUCAAGUGUUUUCUGAGAUUAUGCCCAAAUAUGAUGAACCAUCACCCAAAAACGGCACAGCUCCAACACCUCUGAUCAACUACUUAGAUACUCAAUACUUUGGUGAGAUAAGUAUUGGUUCACCAGCUCAGAUGUUCAAUGUUGUUUUUGACACGGGUUCUGCCAACCUCUGGGUUCCUUCACACAGCUGUUCUCCUUUAUACACAGCCUGCUUUACACACAACAGGUACGAUGCUUCCAAAUCCCUCACGCAUAUUUACAACGGCACGGGAUUCUCCAUCCAGUAUGCUUCUGGAAACGUCCGGGGAUUUCUGAGCGAGGAUGUGGUUGUAGUGGGUGGUAUCCCGGUGGUGCAGGUUUUUGCAGAGGCCACAGCUCUUCCUGCGAUCCCGUUCAUCUUUGCCAAGUUUGAUGGAGUGUUAGGGAUGGGAUAUCCAGAUGUAGCCAUUGAUGGAAUUACACCUGUGUUUGAUCGCAUCAUGUCUCAACAUGUUCUGAAACAGAACGUCUUCUCUGUGUACUACAGCAGGGACCCAACACACAUCCCUGGUGGAGAACUAGUGCUGGGGGGCACAGACCCGAACUACCACACUGGAUCCUUCCACUAUAUGAAUACCAAAGAGGAAGGCAAGUGGGAGGUCGUUAUGAAGGGAGUGUCUGUGGGUGCAGAUAUGUUGUUUUGCAUGGACGGCUGUACUGCUGUUAUUGAUACAGGCUCCUCCUACAUCACAGGCCCCGCCUCCUCCAUUUCCAUUCUGAUGAAAACAAUCGGUGCCGUUGAACUGGCAGAGGGAGGGUAUACUGUAAACUGUAAUCUAGUCAAGUUGUUGCCAACUGUGGUUUUUCAUCUUGGUGGUCAGGAAUAUUCUCUCACAGAAGAGGACUAUAUUCUCUGGGAGUCUGAGUUUGGGGAGGACAUCUGCACAGUGACAUUCAAAGCGUUGGAUGUGCCGCCCCCUACUGGUCCCAUCUGGAUACUGGGGGCAAACUUCAUAGCUCGAUACUAUACAGAGUUUGAUCGGGGAAACAAUCGCAUUGGCUUUGCUCAGGCAAUCUGAGAAACACUGGGUUUUCUACUAUCCUAAAAAUCUGAUUGCUAUUACAUUGCUACUUGUACACAACAUAGGAUACUU